Messenger RNA from Stylophora pistillata, 8072 nucleotides. RefSeq lists its product as uncharacterized. NCBI's taxonomy places the organism in Eukaryota, Metazoa, Cnidaria, Anthozoa, Scleractinia, Pocilloporidae. Gene Ontology annotation, molecular function: phosphatidylinositol binding. The record is from RefSeq and is a predicted model, not a curated record. Gene Ontology annotation, cellular component: early endosome.
UCAAGAUGGCGUAGGUUCCGAACAUGGGCUGGUUUGUGGUUUUUGUCGUUUUGAUCGGUGUUUUCUUCGCAGGACUGUCUUUCAAGUCUCUUUGCCUCUAUUUUAUUGUCACUAGCGUGAGUUUUGGCUUGACAUAUUUAUUUGUCACAAAUAAAUGGGGACUGGAUGGUUUAUUCGAAGAACUAUUUAAGAUUCUCGAGCUGUUCGGUUUCGGAGCGCCCCAUCGUCUUGAAAACAGAAUUCCUUACUCGCCUCCCUUCACAUAUGGUUAUUAUCACCAUCAGGAUGAGAUUCCUAGGCGUUUAGAGGAAUGUUUCAAAAAGUUAAUAGAAAAUAUUAUUCGUGACUUCAUACGUUCAUGGUACAAAGAUGUUGGAGAAGGAGAAGACUUCAUCUCCGAAACCAGGGAUUCUCUGGAGAUGUUGUGUUUGGAAGGAUACAGACGUGCGUCGCAGAUUGAUUCUCACUACAUGAUUGAACAAGCCUUGAUUGUUUUUCAUGGACAUCUAGAAAGGUUUAAUAAAGCAAUGGCGAUCGUGAAGGCAAAAGACCCAAAACUAAGGCUCAACAUUAGUUCCUCGCAACUUCUUUGUCAAACGUACGAAUCACAGUUAACUUCCAAAGUACCAUCUCUUUUGAAUCCAUCUGAAGAACUCAGUUACUUGAGGAAUGUUAUUGAUUCACUAUUAGCAGCAAUGAGUCCAAAAGAAACCUAUGGUUGUGACACAGGGAGAUUCAUUUUACGAGAAAUUUUAACUGUGCAAGUGGUGGUACCUCUAGUGGGACUUUUGACAGACCCAGACAGGAUAAGUCAGGCAGUGAUUGAUAUUUUGUCAGAUGAUGAUGAUACGGGGAGAAACGAAGUUGGUAAGCCGGUUAUUAGAGGGGAUCAACCUGUUAUGGAAAAUUGUGAUGAACCCAGGAAUGCUGUGAAACCACAGAUUGCUGAAAAGAUGCCAACAGCCCCAGUGACAGAAAACACGAGACCAGAUCAUGCUAAGGAGAAGCCAAAGAAGGAAGGAAUGAAAAAUAUCCCCAGAAAAGAAAGUAAGGAAUCUAUUGAUGACCCAGGAGAGAGGUUUGAAAUUAUGUCUCCAAGAAGUGAAGAAAACCUUGAUUUUAAAUGGUCAGUAAGCUCUCAAAGGCAGCCUCCAGUAGGAGAGAGUCAGCAUGACAACUCAGAGUCCUUUUUGAUUAUUUCAGUUGAAGAGAAUAAAGAGGAAUUCAGUAAAAAGGACAGGCAAAGUCCAUGUGAAGGAAACUGGUCAACAGAGGUUGUUCCACCUUCUUCCAUAGAAAACCUGACUUCCUGUGGCCUGUCAUCCCCUUGGGGAAUUUGUCCAUCUUCCCAGGACAGAUCUUUUAACACACAUAGUUUUGAAGAAAUAAAAGCGAAUCUCUCAAAAGUUGAAAAAUUUGGAGGAAUUGGAAACAGUUUGAAAGAACUAACUUGCUGUCACAAAUUUGAAGAAAGUGGUAAUCAGACAGUGAACUACCAUAUGUCAAAACAACAGAAUAAUGGUGAUGAGGAACGUGAUGUUUCUGAAGAAGAGCUGUUUCCAAAGGUUAGAACACGAAGCUUGUCUCUUCCAGGAUGUGAUGAACUGUUGGAAGAUAGACCUAAUGGCAAACUCAUUAGAUCUGUCAGUGUACCCAGCAAGUUGGCAAUAGCAGAUUUCAAUGACCCUAGAAAAUAUUUCACUCCAAAUAACCCAAAAAGGUUUUGCAACCCACAGUUAUAUGGUAGGAGCUUCUGUAGCAGCUCAGACAGCUUUAAGUCAAUGUCAAGUGAAGAAGAACUUUUAGAUGGAUAUGUUGAGAGAGGGGAAGAAGCACUUGAGUGUUUUGAAGAAGUUAGUUACAGUGCAGGUUCUCACUGGAGUGGUGCAAGACAGAGAAUUACUAAACAAGCUUCCUUUGAGGAGUCCCAGGAGAAACAGAUAUCCAAUUCAUCUCCAGGAGCUUUCGCUAGCUCUAAAGACAUAUUGCCCAUCAACAAUGACAGAUUAAGAAGCACCAAAAAAGCAGUGCAAAAUCAAAAGGACAUAUCAGACUUAGCAGACAUCAAGGAAUCCUCUUGGGAAGGUGAGGUAAAAUAUCACCCUGGCCAUGGUGCUAUCCCUCAAAAAAAGCCAUUACGCUUUGGAUUUGGAGGACACAAUACAGAAUCAUCCUUUGGCGAUGCUUUUUUAACUGCAGGAAAGAAACUUGUCAACAUCAUGAAGUUUGAUAGCCUGAGCAGCAGUAGUGCAAAGUCAACAGAAACAAGCUCCCUUUCAGGAAGUGAAUCCCUGGAUUACACCUCAGGGAUUCAAAGCAAAGUGGCAGCCAAGGAAGAUUCUUUACACACAGCAACAUACAGUUCAAUUAGUGGGAGACGGUUAUCAAGAAGUGAUGCUGUGAUUCAAGAAUCCAUUGAUAGUGAUGGAGAGGCAUGUUAUGGAACACCAAGAGAGGAACAUGUGCAAGAGAUUGGGGAUAUGAACAAGAGGGGAGAAACAGUAGAUGGAAGUGACAUGGGAAUGGUGAAGAGAAUGCACCCUAGUCAAUUGAUUACCAUUCCCAGCACAAUUGUAGCACUUGAGACAAGUUGGGAACCAGGCAGAAACAAGUAUACACUGUACAAAAUAGAGUACGAUAUUAGGAUUUGGAAUGAUGUGUACAAAGCAGCGAUUAAGGAAGCGAAGAAUGCAGCAAAGAAAGAAAUGACAAAGAGAAAUCUUUAUGCUGGUAACGAUAAUCUGCUAGAAGAUGUAGAAAUUUCAAUGGAUGUGAUCAAGAGAAGUGUUCCCUUGAAGCGAGUGAUAAACCGACGUUAUAGAGAAUUUAUGGAGCUUCAUAAUCGUUUAACUGGUGGAAAUCUGUCAGUUUACAUGAAAGAUAUUCUGAAACCCAACAGAAAAUACAAUCUGCCAUUUGGAAGACUUGACCCUCAUGUGGUAGAGGGAAGAAGAGAGCUGCUGCAACAUUAUUUAUGGAGCCUAAUUUUCAAACCAGCAUUACGCAGUAGUGAAGACUUAAAGCAGUUUCUUGGUGUGAUGGGAGGGGAGCAGAUUUCUUUCAUUAAACCAAGUGUAGCACAGAUUGUGAGCCAGUCCGUUCAUGUUCCACGCGUUGACAAGAUGCUGAGUCGGCAAAUGACCAAAGUUUUUGACAGUAUCAAGACUGCAUUCGAUUCAGUUGAAGAAGAAGAGAAAGUAUCUGAGGAAUGUGCCACUGCUAGCAGUGACGAUGUAGUUAUUCCAUGGAAACUAACCUGUUAUCAGGAUGGUGCUUCUGGAAAACCAGAAAUUGGUUAUGGUCAAGAGAGUACUACAACAGAGUCUUACUUCUUGGCAUUUCUUGCUGAUUGUGAGGAGUUCACUCCACCCACUCCACCAUCACCAAUUCAGUACAAAAAUGGUGAUGAACAAGGUGGACUUCACUUUUGGAAGGAAAAGUUGGCCAAGAAAGUGGCAGAUUUUGACACCGAGGAAGAAGCUUCCUUGUGGAAUACAUGUCAGUCAUUAGGACCUCGCACAGCUGGUGAUGGAAGUGACAAUCCUGAUGGCCCUAUUCCUGUACAUUGUGAUUUACAACCUGCUCUAGAGGACCGGGGAGUAUCCUUCCAACGAGAAUGCUCAGAAGCCAUCUUCAAGAAGCAUCUGGAUAGUAAACAUUUACCAAACAACUCAGAAGCACCUAGGUCUCUUGGAUUGGCUGUAAAUCAACCUGCUCCAAGGAGCAAGUCCAUGGAGGAGAUUGCCUCUGCACCAUCUACCAGCAAGUUCCAGUUCAAGCCACAAAAGAUUUUGGAAGCUUUUGGGCAGGGAAACAGGAGUGAAUCUCUUGAGAACCUUGAUACACUGUCCACUUCUAAAGAGAAGAAACCAGGUGCCUUCAAGAAAUGUCUGAAAGACAAUUCAAUACCCAUUCUUAGUGCAAAUCUUAAGAAGCAAAAAAUUACACCUGUUGGUAUAAGUGCAGAAAACACUCUUUCUUCCAAGGAGUCACUACUUCAUCCAGAGGAUCCUUGCCUAGUCUCGAAAACAGACCAGCCAAAUGAUCAUGACAGUGGGUCUCAUGUGGAGAGGAGCUCAGUGGCUGGGUCAGACCUUCAGUGUCCUCUUUCAGACACCAUUCUUACUCUGUUGUGUGAGCUUCUUAAAGAACACAGAUCUUGGUUGACAAUUGAUAGAGUUCAGCAAGCCUUCAUGGCCAGUUUGGGUGGGCUGUUUGAAUGGAAAAUUCAAAGUGGAAUAGAUGACAUCACCACUGAUGACAGCUGGGCACUGUAUCUUAAUAAGCUCAAUGAAGCGAUAUGGCCUGGUGGAAAGCUUCUUGAUGGGCUUGAAACACCAAAAAGUGAGCUGGAAAAGUCCAAAACAAGAAAAGAAGCUGUGCAUGCCUUGAUGAAUGCAUUCCCAGGUUUUAUCAUGUUGUUGAUUGGUCCCCAAGUUUACCAUCAGACUGCUGUGAACAUUAUUGACUCUGUGCAAUAUCCCCAAAUCAACAAGUUCUUGGUGUACACCUUGUUGGAGUUGCUAUUUUCAGAAUUUGUGCCAGAAAUUCAAGACAGCUUACAGUUCUUUAGACGUGUAACAAGAGAAUAGUAACUUGUGAUGUAAAACUUAGUAUAGUAUUGGAGGAACAAAUAGUUAAGACCCCUUCGCUGUGUACAGUGCUCGAAAUUAGGAAAAAAUCCAGGUUGCCCUUAGGGCAAAUGCUGGACAACCAAGCCCCUAGCUUUGGUUACCCUGGUGAGAACUUGGUUGCCCGAUCUCGUCUUUUUUUAAAAUUUUUUUUAAUGUUUCUUUCUCACUUUCUUUCUUUUCAUUGGUGUUUCACCUUUUAAUGGUAACAGUAAUAACUUUAGUUCUGUAGCGGUAUAACCAUAAUUAUUCUCUCGAAUAAGCGCCCUUGCUCUAAUAAGUGCCCUCCUUCGAAUGGUGGCUUGUUGUGGGUUGCGAUUUUGUUGCUGUUGUGCUGAGUGACUUUACAUGUGCAGUUUCUAAAAUCGGGUCCUAUUUCACAGUGAAAUGUUGUACUAGAGAAUGGAAGAAACCGCCACUUUGACCGGUACACUGCUGCAAUCCUAUGUGGCACACAAAUAGACGACCCAAAUGCGCCCAUUCACCAUCCCUUUCGGCUACUUGUCAACGGUUAGUCUCGGGAGAUUAAGGGCUGGUAGUGCAGUAUCGAAAGAAUCGAUACUGUAUGCGUUGCUGGUAUCAGCCUAUCCUUGCUUAUUGAAUCGAGCGAACGGCGUUAAUGAAUUAUCACAACCUUCCUGUGUGGAUCCAUCUAUCAGUAUCAGAAGAUAAACCUCACAUUUUAGGCUAUUUUCAUGUCUCAAGUUUAUAGCUUUUGUUCUUUAUUCUGUUAGGCAUCACAGUAAUGCAAGUACUUCGAUUUUUUCCUGCCUUUAUUUUUCCUGAAAUCUGGUCGCCCGAACGAAGUUUUAGUGUUGUCUCGGGCAACCGCUAAUUUCGAGCACUAUGUAUGGAGAUGAUCAUUUGGUUGAGCAAUGCUACUUGGUUUUUUUAUUAACUAAAUUUUAUUUUAUUUGAAAUGUGAAGUGUUACAGAGGCUUUGGUAAAUUAUUUAACACAGUGAUGAAGAGUAAGAAUGAAAACAUGUCAGAUUAAUAGCUCACCUAGUAAUCCGCAUUGUGCAGUGCCUGUGCUGUUGUAAAUCUUUGGUAGUCAUCUUAAUAACUGGCUACAUGUUGCAUUUGGUACUGGGCAUCAGUAACUUGCAUAUUAUGGCAUAUAGGCUGAUUGUCUCCACCCAUUUACUAAGUUAGGUAUUAUUCUAGAUGAACUUUGAAUUGGUGGUGACUGGCGUGGUUUAAUUAAAUCAAAAAAAAAUUAUUGAAUUUUUAUGCAGAUUUGAUCUUUUGUUUAUAUUGCAUCUGAUGAAUUUUCAGGUGAAUUGUCAGAAGUAAGAAAUAUAUCUUAUUUAAUGUACAAUCAAAGAUAUUAGUUAAAUAUAGCUUAUUUAUGAUUUGUCAAUUUUAAUUUUUCUCUUCCUUACAAGUGGGACAAAAGCAGGUCUUGACAGUAUUGAGAAAACAUCAACAAACAGAAUUUGAGAAUCUUUGCAUAGAUAUUUUAAUUUCAAUAGGACAAAGUUAAAGCAUUCACUCCCUGCCUAAGGGAUGCUUGUUUCGCAUUGUUGCAUUAAAUCUAGUUUAAAAUCACCAAUUUAAAAACAUGCAAUAGAGUUAAGUGAAUGAAGAAACAUUAACAAAGAUAACAUGCCUAAUGUUGAUUUAUGUAACUCUAUCAGAUGAACUUAUUAUCCUAGAAUAUAAUAAUUAUUUUCUUCAUAAUGGUGUCAAGAUGACGCUGAAAGUUUUAGUUUUAAUGAACUCUCUUUUUGUUUUGUUUUUUAUUGCUGAAAUGUUUUAUGUAGCCUGUUCAUAAAAUGACAAAGUUUCCUUUGUAGGGACCUUUCUCAUUUUAUGAACAGGCUACAUAAUUUUUAUGGUCUUAAUGUAUAUUUAAAAAUAAUCAUUAAGCGAUCUGCUUUUCAUAAUGAUGCUUCUAAUUAUGAGGGCCUUCACCCUCACUAUGCACUUUAUGUUUGGGUUUCCUCUUAAAAAAAAUAUAAUUUUUUUCUAAAUUUUGAAUUACAUUCCUUAUAAAUGGUCUCCAGUAAAUGUUAUCUUUGCGGACAGAGUAUGUACCUGAUUUUAACUGGCUAAAUUUAUUUUCCUGGAAAGCCUCAGGUAAGGUAUUUGUUUACAAUAAGGUUUCAUAUUUAGUAUCUAGAAAACUAUAGUUAAGGGAGAGUUUUCCAAAGACUUGUACUAUGGAGAUACAUCUCACGUACAAAGAAUGGGCCAGGAUAGGACUAAGUUGAAUUAGGUCAGGAUCCCCUUCUGUUGGAAUUUCCUUAAAACAGGUUUCUUUUUACUCCCAAAGACCAUUUUCAUAAACAUGCACUGGGAGAAAAUGUAUAAUUAAUUAUUGAUCUGAUAUUGCAUUGCCUAUCUUUAAAAGUUCCUUGCUUUAGCAGCUUCAGAACAAAACAAAACAAAAAAACAACAAAUACAGUUAUCAUUUCAGUUUCUAAAUUCAAAUAUUUUUUAAUUUGACAGUGCUUAUGUAGGCUGUUCCAAUUAAUUUUACCUAAUUCUGAAGUUCCUUUCUUUAAAGAAAAUACAGGGGAUGUAAAAUGAACUUUAGACAUGCUCAGUUUACAGACUUCUGUACAUACAUUUUUAUCCAUUUUUACUGAGAUAAGUAGGAUAGCUUUUUGGUGAUCCUUCUCAACUAUUGUGAAUUAUAAUUAUUUUUAUUAUACAGUCAUAAAUUAAUGGACUGGCCCAUUUUGACAAAGGAAGAGGGGAUGGGUAUGUGGGCCUGUAGGCUGUCAGAUUUAAUUCUACUUUUUCAUAACCUUUCAAUCCAACUUGAAAUGUUCUCUAUUUGUACUGUAUAUUAUUGUUUACCAAUUUUCAUUCACAAUGCAUUUGUCAUUUUGUCUCUUCUGAUUUCCUCAUUUAGGGGUUAAUGGUAGGCAGCAUUUUGUUGCUGCCCUCUCGUUUCUGCCCUCAUGUGGACAUUAACAGAGGAAUUCCGUCAUUUGAAUCAUUUAUGUCUGCUAGCUUACAGUCAUUCUUCUCCUGAUCAUUCAGGGGUCUUUUAUCAGCUUCACAGCAACUUUUGCAUAUCACUACAUACCGUUCUGUUUAAUCUGAAGGAGUCACCUUAUUGUUUUUAACACCUGACAUCAGUUAUGUUCAGAAAUGCAUUCCAUAUAAAGAAAAUUUCUGCCUGACCUAAUUUUGUCUCCGUUUCAGAUGACAUUGUUUUUCUGGGUGCCCAUAGUCCAAAAAAAGUCAUUGCCUUUAACAUGUAUAUUAAGAGCAAUUUACCAGUAAAUCAAGAAUCUAUUAAAUGUAAUGUAUUUAAGAGAGGAUAAUUAUAUGAAAGUACCUAGGUUCCUAACUAUUGUUGUGAGUCUCAAAAUUAGUUAUUAAAUAUGAAAAUCAAUUCAUGUUUCAGUUCUUUGCAUGUUGUAAUUUAACCCGAGUGGGGUAAAGAAAAGAGUAACAGUGAAAAAAUAAAGAUUUGAACAUGUGA